UUGAUGGGAACCUUCCUCCACCAUGUGCCUCUGCUUCAGAAGAAGCUGCUGAAAAUUCUCCCCUCCACCGGCUGAUGAACUGCCUGAAGGAAAUCCCCAUCCAACGGCCAAGUUAUCUCAACUCACCGAGCGCGUUCUCCUCUUCCUCCUCCUCCUCCUCCUCUUCCUCCUCCUCCAGCUGCAGUGAAACGGAAAGGGACCAGCAGAGCCCAGGAAGUUCCACCUGGUGGGACGGGAGCCAAGGUCGGCCUCAGUUGCCAGGAUCCGAGAGGGAUGCCCUUGUGGGACGGAAGGUGACAAUGGAGCCCAAGAGGAAGCGUCCAUCCACCCAACGUCCUGCAGAAGAGGAAGAGUGGUUGUCCUCCACGCAAGAAGCCAACUUUGCCAACGGGGGUGAUGAAGCUUCUCUCCUUGGCCACCCACAGAAUGAUGCGAAGGACACUGCAGAUGUCAAGCAGAUGUUCCCGUCCACCCAUCCUCUACGAUGCUCCAGAGCUCGGCAGAACGUGAUGUCCAGAUCAUCUGAAGCAAGGGAAGAUGGGCCACCUUCCACACUUCUUGUCCACAAGAUCUUCACCCGUGAGUGGCAGAAGAGCCCAAGAGGCACAGCACCAGUCCAGACCCCAACAUGUUUCAGCCCCCUAAGCCAUAAUUCUCAGGAUGGGACACCUGAAGGAGACAUGGACUGGAGUCCGGGAGAAGAGCAGAUCCAACCACAGCCUGGGGACAAAGAGGCAGCGACCGGAAGCCCCCUCCAGGGCCUGCUCAGGUGCCUCAAGGAGAUCACCUACCCAAGCGCCUCCAGUCCCUGCCCCUCCUCGGCCGGGAAGAGGCCCAGAGAAUCCAGGUACACCCAGGAGGAGGAAGAGGAGGAGGAGGAGGAGGAAGCAGCCCAUUGCAAGAAGAAACCUUGGAAAAGCGCUGCCCCUUCCAGCUUCCCCAUCUCUGAGGCGGAAACCCGGGGGACUCAACCAAAUGGCCGUUCCCAUUCUUCGAACACCAGGACCUCUGCCCCUAAGCAGAGCGAGCCUCCCAGGUGGAGUCCCUCGGUUUUGUUUUGGAUGGACACCCAAAGGACUUCCGCGACGGCUGGAGACAAGGGGAGCCCCUCGGCCCCAGAGGCAGGACCAGAGGCAAAGAAGAGACCCCACGAGGUGGCCCAUCUCUGCCACUGUGCCCAUGGGGCUGAGCCGGGGUUCGCGCAGCCCCUCCUGUCCAAACAAUUGGGCCGUCUAGCCGCCGACGUGAACGGCCUCUGCCGGGACUUGUCCAGCCUUCAGAGCCACGUCUGGCGUCUGGAGCAGGAGGCGCGGGGCUGGGCACUGGAGCUGGCCGCACUGCACCUGGAGAACCGGCGCCUGGCCAAGUACGCCCGGCGCCUGGAGAACCGCUGCCAGGUUCUGGAGACCCGCUCCCGCCGUCUCAACCUGCGCCUCUCGGGUUUGCCCGAGGGGGUGGAAGGAGGCGACCUGGUGGCCUUCCUCCGACGGACCCUGCCGGAGGUGUUGGGCUGGUCGUCGGGAGGGCCAGCAUUGGAGAUUGAGAGUGCCCGGAGAGUUGGUGGCCAGGAUUCGACCGCCAAGCCGCGCCCAGUACUCUUCCGCCUGUUGCACUCGGCUGACAAAGCCGCUGUGCUGGAAGCAGCCCGCACUCGGCCACUGCGCUUCGCCGAGGCACAACUUGCUAUCCUACCCGACCUUGGCGCCCCGCAGAGGAGACCUCCUCUCGGUCCAUUCCGGAGGAGCCGUUGGGUGGUCGACCUGCUUUUGGGGGGGCAGUCCCCUGCCCCAUGGGGCUUGGGCAGGGGUCCAGCUUGGCGGGAGCCCCCCAUCCCUUGCACACCGCUGGCAGCCAAAGCCCCUCCGGGGACGCUGGGGUCUCAUGCUCAACCCAACCCAUGAGGCACUGUCAAGGGAGGGUUCUGAAAAGUGAGACUUUCCUCUCUCCCAUCAGGCAGGGGGUGAUGGGCUGAAUGAACUCUCCAGCUGCUUUUCCAUAGGUUCAUUGUAAGGGAGGGGAGGGGGUUUAAUAAUUGGGUGGGGGGAUGGUUGCAUCCCAUCCUGCUCCCCUCCACCACCGUAUUGGCGAUCCUACAAGAUAUUGGGAGAAUUGGGGCCUGGGUCUCCAAACUCUGCCCCCCGUCUGCCCCCUUACCCCCCAUCAGACUCUUUCUGAGCGAACAGAUCUGGGGUGCAGGAGAAGGAGGGGUCAAAAAGCCCCCUGUUUCUCAAGCUUGGCUGCUUUAAUAGGGGGGAAUUCCCCAGUCAA
Notechis scutatus (mainland tiger snake) is the source of this 2268-nucleotide messenger RNA. The record is from RefSeq and is a predicted model, not a curated record. Lineage: Eukaryota; Metazoa; Chordata; Lepidosauria; Squamata; Elapidae.